Molecule: messenger RNA, 2175 nt
Organism: Jatropha curcas
Lineage: Eukaryota; Viridiplantae; Streptophyta; Magnoliopsida; Malpighiales; Euphorbiaceae
Product: Nucleotidyltransferase family protein
Biological process (GO): RNA 3'-end processing; polyadenylation-dependent ncRNA catabolic process
Cellular component (GO): TRAMP complex; nucleolus
Molecular function (GO): mRNA binding; poly(A) RNA polymerase activity
Source: RefSeq, a predicted model, not a curated record
UGCCCACGUUGUCUAAUUUCAACCUAUACUAACCCCAAAUUCAAUUUGAAAUCCGUAACUGCCCAAAAGAAUAUACCUUUGCCCUUUUCUUCCCUUUCCUUUGAACCAAGCAGAAAACCCCUGCAUAACUCUCUGCUUCCAUUUAAAAGAACCGCCUUUCACCAUUCUUCCCAAUGGAUUCUCCAGUAGAAACUCCAACACCAACCCCUCUUUAUGAAACCCUAACCCCGCUCUCGCUUCCCGCUCCUAAUCAAUCACCACCAUCCGAUCCUCUCGAGCCAUACACCGUUUUCCGCAAUGAGAUUUCUCUCUCAUCUGUCAAUUGCUCUACCGCGGACUCUGCUGCACCUGAUUUCUUCUCUCUUGACGUUGGCGCCGCCGGUGAAGAGGAAGCGGAGCCAAAGACGCCGAGUGGAGUAGUGGAGUCGAAUACCCAUUCAACUCGAAAAUCUAAGCUGCAAACGGCGCCAGAGUCGAGGCUGGAGAGUAGUUGGUUUAGAGGGAAUAGUAACUUUAGGAGUCCAAUGCUACAGUUACAUAAAGAGAUUGUAGAUUUCUGCAAUUUUCUCUCUCCUACUCUUGAGGAACAAGCUGCACGCAGUGCAGCAAUAAAAUGUGUCUUUGAUGUUAUUAAAUACAUAUGGCCCAAUGCCGAGGUAGAUGUUUUUGGUUCGUAUAAGACAGGACUUUAUCUUCCAACAAGUGAUAUUGAUGUUGUGAUCGUGGGGUCAGGUAUAAAAAACCCUCAAAUUGGUUUGCAUGCUCUUUCCAGGGCAUUGUCUCAAAAGGGCAUUGCAAAAAAGAUACAGGUGAUUGCAAAGGCUCGUGUGCCAAUUAUCAAAUUUAUAGAAAAACAAAGUGGUUUUUCAUUUGAUAUAAGUUUUGAUGUGGUUAACGGACCAAAAGCUGCCGAAUUUAUUAAGGAUGCAGUGUCCAAGUGGCCUGCUCUACGACCAUUAUGUUUGAUCUUGAAAGUGUUUUUACAACAGAGAGAACUUAAUGAGGUAUACUCUGGGGGCAUAGGUUCUUAUGCCUUACUUACUAUGCUCAUGGCAGUGUUAAAGAAUCUCAGGGAAUGUGAAGCUUCUUCAGAACAUAAUUUGGGAGUCCUUCUGAUACACUUUUUUGACUUUUAUGGCCGUAAAUUGAACACCACGGAUGUUGGUGUGUCUUGCAAUGGGACAGGCACCUUCUUUUCAAAGCGUAGGAAAGGGUUUAUUAACAAGGGACGGCCAUUUCUAAUUGCCAUUGAGGACCCACAGGCUCCGGAUAAUGAUAUUGGCAAGAACUCGUUCAAUUACUUUCAGAUUAGGUCAGCUUUUUCAAUGGCCUAUUCAAUAUUGACAAAUCCCAAGACCAUCUUAAGUUUAGGUCCAAACAGGAGCAUUCUUGGUACCAUAAUUAGACCAGACCCAAUUCUGAUGGAGCGUAAAGGAGGACACAAUGGGGAGAUGACUUUCAAUAGCCUACUGCCUGGAGCAGGGGAACCAAUACAGUCACAUUAUGAUCACCAACAGGAAAUUCUAGGUAACUGGCAGGUAGGGGAAAUAGAAGAAGACCUGCCACGGGGAGGUGGAAUUGUUGGAGACAGCGGUGCACAGUCUUCUGGAAAGAAGAGGAAAUCUUCUUCCAAAGACAAGUCUAGUAAGAAAAAGCAAAAUGGAGUUGGUCAUGAAGAAAUUGGCUCAAGAAAAGAAAGGAAGAAACAACGCUGGAGACAUAACCGAAAUGUUGCCAAUGGAUUUAGUAAUGAUGUUCGUGGAUCUCCAUGGAGCCAUUAGAAGCAUUGCCUGCGUGAACUUUGGCAUGACUCAGUCUCAGGUGAUUAUUCAUUAUCUCCUGUGUGGUUUUCUUAUAACCACUAGAAUCAGCGACAAUUCGCAGAUCAAGCUUGCUGUUAAUGGUGCCAACACUAGAACUGUGGUAACAGAUGUGAAUUCCAACUGUCCUCGUGUAAAUUUAAUGGCAACUUUUUCACUGGCUUUAGAGGACAGCAUAAAUCUUCAUCUUGCUGUUGGAUCAUCUAUGCUUGGUGGAUCCGACAUUUCUCAUUUCCUGAUGACCACUUUGUAGUCAACAAUUUAGUGGCAUGGAUUAACUUAUUUUUUCUUUGAGUUUUGGAACGUUGAGCAUACUACAACAAACAGUCGCGAGGACAAAAAAAAAAAAAAAAAA